CUGUCCUUUGUUCUCCUCUCACAUCCUGCUGUAUAUGAACUGGUCUGUGCUCUUUGUUCCCUGCUGGUUCCUUGUUCAUCUUCACUCUGUUCCGCCCGCUCGCUAGACCAGAACUCUGUUUUAUGUUUGCUUCGUUCCUGCAAGGAGUACACAUGACAGCGUGGACUCGACCUGCUCCGAUGAGCUGAUGGGCUCCCAGUCCCGCCGUUGGCUGGCGGACCUGCUGGACAAGGACAUGUCCUCAGAGAGCGGGGACGUGACCGCGGUGGGCCGGGACGGGCUCUGCGUGGACUACCACUUCCCCGUGGGGGAGCUGGAGAUGAAGUCCGGGGUCAAGUGGAAGAGACCGAAGGAUCUUUGUUUUUCACCAAAGUUCAUAGUCGAUGGAGCUUCACGACUUGACAUCUGCCAAGGAAAACUGAGUGACUGCUGGGUACUCUCUGCUAUAGCAUCUCUGGCUAUGCACCCCGACCUGCUCAAGAAGGUGGUGCCUCUCAAUCAGAGCUUCCAGGAUGGCUACAAUGGCAGCUUCACCUUCAGAUUUUGGCAGUAUGGACAGUGGGAGGAGGUGAGGAUUGAUGACCUGCUGCCAACGCUGGACAACAAGCUGGUCUUCCUCAGCUCCCCUGAAAGAAACGAGUACUGGAGCUCUCUGCUGGAAAAAGCCUAUGCCAAGCUGAAAGGAGGCUACAGAGCUCUGGAAAUGGGUUACCCUCAUGAGGCCAUGGUUGACAUGACAGGCGGAGUGACAGAGGUUUUUACCCUCCCCUCUGUGUUUAAAAACCUGCCGGACCUACUCAUGAACCUGCUGGCCAAGGGAGCGCUCAUUAACUGUGCCAACACCAAGGGUAUUAUGGAAGAGAGGAAUGAGCUGGGAAUCUUGUUCAAACAUGCUUACUCCCUGACGGCGGUGGAGAAGGUACAAACAACAUAUGGGUUUGUGGAUUUGGUAAGAAUCCUCAAUCCGUGGGGCAACACGGAGUGGAUCGGGCCAUGGAGUGACUUAAAGGGUGAAGAGUGGAAGAUGGUGAGCCCUGAGGAGCAGAAACGACUGGGCAGAAUCAGUCGGGAGGACGGGGAGUUCUGGAUUUCUGUGUUGGACUUCCAGCUGAACUUCGAUAUGAUGGAGGUGUGUCACCUGACGCAGGGUCUGAGCGAGCCCGGCUCCAGCGUGCAGCCGUGGAACUGCGUCAUGUAUCAUGGGAGCUGGAUGCCGAACAUCACGGCGGGAGGGUCUCCUAACAGCAGCUUGUAUUGGCAGAACCCUCAGUUCCUUCUGGUUCUGUCGGAGGUGUACAACGUCCCUGGAAACGCCCAGGUAACCUGCUCCUUCAUCGUGGGUCUCAUGCAGAAACAUCAGAGACGCAAAGGUCUUCACCUCCCUGUUGGCCUGCAUAUAUACCUGGCCCAUCCUCAGAACACCUACCUGUCAUCUGAGGAUCUGCGUAAGGUCCUUCCAGUCUGCUCCAACCAGUACUCUACAUAUCGGGAAGUGAUUAUUCGCAGCUCGCUUCCUCCGGGUCGCUACAUCAUCAUCCCGUCAACCGGAGUGCCCAAUCUGCAGGGAGAGUUCCUGCUGAGGGUCCUGACAGAGCCGGGCAGCAAUGCUAUUGCAGCUCCCACACCAACACCACAGGAUGUGUCUGCAAUAACAGAGCCGUCAUUUCCUCACCAGGCCGCUCUGCCUGCAAUCGGAUCCAUCAGACCGCUGUUCCAGAAGCACAGCAACAAGAAAGGAUUCUGCAAACCUCUGCACCUCCACCAGCUCCUGGCUGAGGCCAUAAAGGGUGGAGUGUUGGCAGGAAGCGAGAAGUUCCUUUCUUUGGAGCACUGCAAGAGCCUGGUGGCCCUGAUGGAUAGCCAAGGCAACGCUCAGCUGAACUGGUUUGAGUUCCAGACUCUGUGGGACAAAAUCAGGAAGUGGACGGACAUCUUCCUGGUCUAUGACACGAAUAAAUCUCACCACCUUGAGUACAAAGAGGUCGAACCUGCCCUGAAGGCAGCAGGCAUCAUGGUGGACGAGUUGGUGAUGCAGCUGGUAGGACUGAGAUACACGGAGCCCGACCUGACCAUCAGCUACCCGGGCUUCCUGUACCUAGUCAUGAAGAUGGAGAGCAUGAUCCACAAAUUUCAGGCGCACGACAUGAUGGGACAUGGAACAGUAACCCUCACCUACAAACAGUGGCUCCACAUGACGAUGUACAACUGAACGUGACCCGGUGCACCAGGAGGGACUCACCAGGAUCCACUUUGUUUUGUGUUUUUAUUGUUUUUUAUUUUCCAGAGACAACCUGAUGGAGUAAUCAGCACCAAUUAAAUCUAACAGCAUGACGACAGAGUCCAACUGUUUAUUUCUGCUCAGUGUGUCCAGGUAGAAACCAAGGUGGACAUUUUUCCUAAGCUGGUCCAGCUGUAACCAUGGAAACGUGAUCAGAUGGGCUGUUUGAUCAAAUUUGAAUUUUAUGAUUUACCUCCAUAUUAUGAAAAGCUACAUUUAAAUGUGAUUGUUUGAUUUCAGCGUGAAAUGCUUUGUUUGGUGUGCGGCAAAAAUAUUCAAUAAAUCCGGUUUUUACAGAU
Messenger RNA from Girardinichthys multiradiatus, 2577 nucleotides. RefSeq lists its product as uncharacterized. Gene Ontology annotation, molecular function: calcium-dependent cysteine-type endopeptidase activity; calcium ion binding. NCBI's taxonomy places the organism in Eukaryota, Metazoa, Chordata, Actinopteri, Cyprinodontiformes, Goodeidae. The transcript has 21 exons. Gene Ontology annotation, biological process: proteolysis. The coding region runs from base 188 to 2209 and encodes 673 amino acids. The record is from RefSeq and is a predicted model, not a curated record. Gene Ontology annotation, cellular component: cytoplasm.